AUGUCUUCUCCGAUUAGUUCGUCUUCGGAAUAUAACAGCGCGCUGGAUCAAACGUUCAAUUCCUCACUCGGUUCGGAUAAGAUGAACAAUUCCGAUUUGAGCAACAGUGAUAUUGAAAACGUGAACCUUACUGGCGAUUGGAAUGAAACGCUCCGUGCAAAGCAGAAGAAAAAUGCAAAGGAUUCCACUCAGCAGCUUCUGGACAGUUUGCGGAACAACAACUUCGACCAGACGGGUGAUACGAUAGGAGAUGCGAGCGCGCUUAAUAGUACGGCCAGCACGCUCAGCUUGGAUCUGAGCGCUGCCGGUGAGUUGUCCGAUACGAUCAACAAUGUGACACUUUCGUUCGUGAGCUCAUCGGAGGAGGACGGCGAAGUGCUGACUGCCAGCACGCCCCGAGCUCCGGAUGUAAGCGUUAAUAUGUCGCAGUCCGACACGUCCACUACCACCACCCAGGGCGAGAAGGAUUCGCAUGACACCACGGCUAAUGUGUCUCAACUGCCAGCCGAAAGUGGUAGUGAUUCGGCCAUUCCGCUUUAUGCAACACUCGAAGAGUUUGAUCGAAAUCUUCCGGAGACGGUGACGCUGCUAACAAAACCGGACGGUACGAAGGUAUAUUUGGUUGGGACGGCACACUUCAGUGAAAGUUCCCAGCGAGACGUUUCGCUCGUGAUGAGAAACGUGCGCCCGCAGGUAGUUAUGCUGGAACUGUGUACAUCGCGUGUGCAUAUACUAAAGUACGACGAAAAAACGCUGCUAGAGGAAGCGAAAGAGAUGAACCUGGCCAAAAUGCGUGCCAUCAUUCGGACAAAUGGAUCGAUCAAUGGGCUGUUCUAUAUACUGCUGCUAAGUAUGAACGCAAAGUUCACGAAGAAGCUCGGCAUGGCACCGGGCGGUGAGUUUCGGUGCGCGGUGAAGGAAGCGCAACAGAUUCCGAACUGCGUGAUACAUCUCGGCGAUCGGCAGAUCAAGGUAACGCUUCACCGUGCCCUGCGUGGACUUUCUCUGUGGCAAACGAUCAAGCUGAUACCGAAGCUGCUGUUCAUCGACGAUGACAUCAGCAUCGAGGAGGUGGAACAGUGCAAGCGGAAAGAUUUGUUGGAGGAGAUAAUGCUUGAAAUGGCCGACGAGUUUCCAGCUUUCGGGCGCGUGUUCAUCGACGAGCGGGAUCUCUUUCUGUGCCAUUCGUUGCAGAUGGCGGCAUUGCCACAGAUGAACCCGGUCGAUGGUCGUCCCGAACCGGUCCGAGUGGUGGGCGUGGUAGGAAUUGGGCAUGCGGCCGGUAUUGCUAAGCACUGGGGGAAGGUCGACAAAAGCCAAAUUGAAUCGAUCAUAACGAUUCCCCCGGCUAGCUUUGGCCAUCGUAUGGUGAAGUACACCUUUAAGUAUGGUUUGCUGGGUCUUGCUGCUUACGGUGUGUUCCGAUUCGCCCGGCCACGAUUGGGUCGAAUUUUCCUUUGA
This is a messenger RNA of Anopheles marshallii, 1461 nucleotides long. Its product is annotated as traB domain-containing protein. Bases 1 to 1461 code for a protein of 486 amino acids. The record is from RefSeq and is a predicted model, not a curated record. Lineage: Eukaryota; Metazoa; Arthropoda; Insecta; Diptera; Culicidae. The transcript has 2 exons.